AUGGCAUACACUGACGUCACCAUCUCUGUUGCAGGUGGAAUUGGAACAAUCACCAUAAAUCGACCUGAAUCCCUGAAUUCUCUAAGAGCUGAAACUUAUGAGCAAUUAAGACGUGCUCUAUUGGAAUGUGAAGCCGAUAAGAAUGUCGUUAUUACCACCAUCACUGGCAAAGGAAAGUUCUUCUCAAGUGGUGCAGACGUUCGAGGCUCACGAACACCAAACCCUGAUCCCACAAAGGCCUACAGCGAAGCAAUCAGCAGAGUAGCAGCCGGCCCUGCAGCUGUCACUCGAGCAAUGAUUGACCACACCAAAGUGCUUGUCGUCUUAUUAAACGGACCAGUCGUCGGAUGGCCAGCAGGCGCAAUCGCCAACGCUGAUUUAAUAUUCGCUGCUGAAUCCGCUUAUGUGUAUCUACCCUUCACGGCCUUGGCAUUGAGUGCUGAAGCUGGGUCAUCUGCUGCGUAUGUUCAAAGGAUGGGCGUGGGAGCUGCCUCUGAAGCUUUGUUGUUGGGACGUCGAUUCACUGCCAAGGAACUCGUACCUCUUGGAUUUGUCAACCGUGCGUUCCCAGACGCAUCAUUCAAAGAAGAAACAAGCAAGAUCUUAGCUGAUGCCGUUGAGAACUUGAAUCCUAAUUCACUUCGAAUUACCAAAGCUUUAAUCCGUGACUCAUUAAAGCCAGCCGUCCAUCAAGCAAACGACAAGGAAGCCCACGCACUAGUCGAACGCACACUAUCUGGUGAACCAGCAAUCCAAUUUGCUAAAAAGGCUGCCUCCAUUGGUCAAAAGAAGAAACCUGCUGCAAACCUUUAA
Molecule: messenger RNA, 813 nt
Organism: Synchytrium microbalum
Lineage: Eukaryota; Fungi; Chytridiomycota; Chytridiomycetes; Synchytriales; Synchytriaceae
Exons: 8
Coding region: 1-813 (270 amino acids)
Biological process (GO): fatty acid beta-oxidation
Cellular component (GO): peroxisomal matrix
Source: RefSeq, a predicted model, not a curated record